AUGCUUCUCCAGGAGUCAUAUCAUGAUGUUAAAACAACAGUUGCAGGGGAGGGGAGCAUGAUUACCGGGCCGGUUGCCCGUUUUGCACGCUUAAUUGCCGGCCAUGGCUAUAUCUGCGCCGCUCCAUCAAGCUAUCACGAGUUCACAGGGCCCGAGCCGUUGAAGUACGACGCAGAGGACACAGAUAAGGGUAACGUAUGGAAAAUCACUAAGAAAGUUGCCGCCUACGAUGAAGACGCAAAGCUGUGCAUCGAUUAUCUUGUCUCUCUUCCUACCUGUAAUGGGCGCAUUGGCGCCACGGGAAUGUGCCUGGGUGGGCACUUAGCAUAUCGUUGUGCGUUAGAUGAGCGGGUGAAAGCGGCUGUAUGUUUUUUUGCGACCGACAUUCACAGUAAGACCCUUGGCGAAGGGAAAAACGACGACAGUCUGCAGAGGGCAGGGGAUAUCAAAGGCGAAUUGGUUAUGAUAUUUGGCAAAAACGACACCCAUGUCCCACCGGCUGGGCGCAAUUUGAUUCGUGACACGCUUCAUGAAAAAGGAGUCUGCUUCAGCUUUUAUGAGGCAGCCUGGGCUCAGCACGCAUUUAUCAGAGAUGAAUUGAGCAAAGGCCGAUAUGACCCUGCAGUGACAAAAAUUUGCAUAGAGAUGAUGUUCGAAGUAUUUGGACGCACGCUCAAGGUCGAGCUGGGGGACUCGGAUGGAAAAGACCUGAAAGUAGAGCAUGUCUGCUAA
Molecule: messenger RNA, 732 nt
Organism: Ophidiomyces ophidiicola
Lineage: Eukaryota; Fungi; Ascomycota; Eurotiomycetes; Onygenales; Onygenaceae
Exons: 5
Coding region: 1-732 (243 amino acids)
Molecular function (GO): hydrolase activity
Source: RefSeq, a predicted model, not a curated record